CUUUUUCAUUUCAUUUUCUAUUUAAUUAAUCAAUCAUUUCCACCAAUUAUCUUAUUAAUGAUAUCAUAUUAAUAUCAACUUUUUAUCAACUACAAGUUGUUAUCUAUCAAUUAACAUCCGAUUCACUUAUUAUCUUUAAGCAGUUCCAUGGAUUCAUUGAAGUUUAUGUUUCUCUUUGACAACGAUGAACAAUUCAAGUGAUUUAACAUUUUCAUUUCUAUUUUCCAUUGGUUUUCACAAUCUUUUUACUCACAUAUAAGUCGAAACACAAUUUUACUCUUCUGUAAUUAUACUAUAAAUGGUGUUCUCUCUUUAUUAUCUCCAUAUAAAUGAAUUAUAAAAAAUUCUAUCAACAAUUAAUUGUUUUCUUCCAUCACCGAGUUACCUGUGUAUCCAAGUGACACCUUGAGUUAGAAAAGAAAACUAAUUCAUUGAGUUAAUUUUCUUCUUCACUUUUGUUCAUCAACAAUUUUCACUUGAUUGUUUUCCUCACCAUUUAUUCACAAUUAAGGUUUCUUUUUUCUGGUCUUCAUUAAUUUUCCACGAUCAUGCCUGGUUCUGUUUACUGUGGCUCAAUAUUAACCAUAUCAAGAUGUAACCUUUUCUCUCUAUUGUUAAUUUUCUUAUUAAUUAACUUUCCAACUGUAAAAAGCUUCUCUUCUUCUUCUGUGCUGUCUAAUGAAGUUGAUAAUGUUGAUCCUAAGAUUCAAAUGCCCGAUCAAACGUGUUAUAUUAAUAAGUUGUGCUACUAUCGACUGCCAAUUAGUCCAAUUAAAUUUGGGCUGAUAAAAAAUUUAACCAUCAAAGAGAUUGGCCAAGAUGGUUUACCCAAAUGGUUAAUAUUCAGGCUGGAAAAAGAUCACUGGGAAUUAAUUGGUUUCCCUCAAGAAAAUGACAAAGGUCUUGCAUGGUUUAUUUUAGAAACUGUGACUAAAAAUGAUACCAAAAUCAGUGAUGUUUUCAAUGUUGAAAUUACCGGUGCUGCACCAACAAAUUAUCAUAUUUCCCCCGUUAAUUGGCAUGAAAGACAAUGUACCAUUCGAGUGGUACCUAAAUUUAAUUCUAUUCUUGAUGUUUGGAACACCAUUUACUACCUCAUUCCAUCUCGUAUCAAAGAAGAGAUUAGAAUUGCAUCUAAAUUGGUUGAUAAUUCUAACCUUGGUGAAGACAAUGACGAUCCCAAUUUUAUUAUGGCCCGAUGGUCAUAUCCCAAUUUCGUUAUCAAACAAACAGACAUGGACAUUAGAAGUUAUCAAUUAGCCAUCGAGUAUCAAUAUUGUUCACCUGAACAUCCUCCUAGUGAUGAGUUCCAUUUGAAGCUUAAAAAGUUAGGCUUAGAUUUUCAAAAUAUUAUAAUUGAGGAACCAAGGAGACGAUUUCGAGAAGUUUCUGACAGGCCAAUUGGUGAAUUUUCAAUCGCUCCUAAUUCUCAUUCCGAAAAAAUUGUGCCUCUUUCAGCUAAUAAUGAUAAAGUUUUCCAUCCCCGAGAAUUACCCAGUAUCUUACCGACACCUUCUCUUUAUCCCGAUUUUAUGACCAUCUCAAGCACCUUAACCAACGGAAAUCCUGAUGACUACAAACUUGAACCAAGUACAUUAUCUCGAGAAGUUCCUACCUUAACUAGUCCCAGUGCUUUCCCAUCAUCUGUUUAUCCAGACAGUUUACCUUCAGCUACUCCCCGAAUGCCUGAUUCUGUUAAUACUGUAGGCGGUAAUGAUUUCUCAUUUCAUCCAAAACUCUACACCACACCUACCCCAACAAUUGAACCACCAAGUAUUUAUGAUGGUUUAUCAACACCAACACCAAUUCUUCCGAGUAUUAAAUUAUCCGAUUUAUCAUCAUCACUUGUCAUUCCUGAUAUUGGUCCAAUUGUUUCAUCAUCAAACGACAUUUUACCCACUCAAUCCUUGGAUUUAAAUAUAAUUACAAAAUCCAACACCAUUGAAGAUGAAUUUACAGUUAAACCACCUCGACCCGAAAUAACUGUUAAUAGUCGACCCGAACUUCGAGCUCGCAUUCCUAAACUUGCUCCGAUUGCCGGUAAAUAUUGGACCUUUAAGAUACCCGAUAAUACAUUUAUUGACCGUGAAGAUGGAUUAACGGAUAAACUUAGAUUAGGUUUCACUCGAGUGAGAUCAUCAAUGAAAGAUAAAUCAUCUAAAGAUUUUUGGAUACAAUUUGAUGCAGAAAAUCAAGUGCUAACCGCUUUCCCAACCGAUGAUGAUGUUGGUAUUUAUGAGAAUCAAUUUUACCUUGAAGCAGUUGAUUCUGGUGGUUUAUCCAAUUAUGAAAAUAUAACCAUUCAUGUGCGACAACACACAUCAUAUCGUAAAUUUCCCUACAAUAUUACAUUUUAUCGUGUUUAUUGGGAUCCUCUUAGAAUCACAACAACAAUUGAAGCUUUGAGAAACUUUGCUCAAAUAAUUUCCCAAGUAAAUGGUGAUUUUAACAUUGACAGUUUCAUCGUUCAACAUUUAACCAAGGAAACAAUUGAUGGUAAAGAUUAUUGGACAAUUGUAUCAACAAAUGAUUCAAUUCCAGCUUAUCCUUGUCCAACCAAGAAAAUUCAACAAUUAUAUAAUCGAUUAGCUGAUAAACCAUCUAAAGGUCAAUACGCUUUACCAAGUGAACUUUUAACAAGUAAAAUGAGUAAAAUGUUUACCAUUGAAGGUGUCGGUCUAUCAAUUAGCUGUUCUAAGCCAAACACUGCUGCCGAGAAACCCGAAUUACGUAAUGCAAUUGAUGAAUUACGUUUCCGUUUGGGUGAGGUUUUCCGGUACAAGAUAGCGGAAAAUAUGUUCUAUUCUGGCCGAGGGCGUAACACCUACAAUCUAGAGAUCAGUUUAUACGAUGGUUUUGGACGAGUCCCGGCUCCCGAUAGUUUUGUUAAAUUUAAUGAGAAAACAUUUGAAAUUAUUGGUCUUGCCGAAGAUCGUAAAUAUAUUCGUGAAAAUGAGUUUAAUUUGGUUGCUCGUGAUCGUGAAUCUGAAAAUGAAGCAUCAGAUGCUUUUGUCAUCGUCAUUGAAGAUCCAUGGAUCGAAGAGGAAAUUAGUUUCACCGUUACCAUUGGUAUUACAUUAAAUGAUAAAAUAGACAUUGAAGAUAAGCUUGACAUUGCUCAUCGAAUCUCGACCAUUAUGUUCAAAGAUCCCGAUACAAGUUCAUUGCGAAUUUUGAAGAUUGUCAAACGUGAUUACACUUUAAUGCAAAGUGGUUAUUAUACUGGUACUGAUGCAGCUAAAAAUCCUAACCUAUCAGAUGUUGACGAUGAAGAGAAUACAAUUGAACGUAGUAAACGUUCAGAACCUUAUGAUAAUUCAAUCGAUGAAGGAUCAAUUCAUACAAUGUAUGAAUAUGUUUGGACAAAUAAAACUGAACCAUUACUUGCAAAAGGAGGUGAAUGUCCAUCAACCGAUAUUCAGGAUUAUAUUUUAUCAAAAUUAUUCCAACCUGAGAGUAACUUUGAAACUUGGGAUGAAAAAUUUGCCGAUAAAUAUCGAGUCAUGUCAAUUGAAUUUAAACCAGUGGGUAAAUGUUCAAAUUACAUGACAAAUCGUGAAAUGUAUCGUGAUAACAUGAAGCCCAACAUUAUACCAGAAAAAGAUUUAAAAUCUCAACCCAAUGAUAAUGUUAACUAUGGACAACCGGCAUCUAAAGACUAUGAAGUUCAUGCAAAUGAGUUAGAUGAUUAUUAUUUACGAACAAUUAUUCCCGCAAUUGGUACAGUUGCCAUUUUACUUGUAGUUCUUUGUGUGAUUGUUUGUAUUCUAGUUAAAUGUCGUAAAGAUAUUGACAAGAAUCGUUUCGAUAUGACCAUUAGACCAGGAAUCGAUGGUUAUCCAACAGAAGUUGAUGCAUUUAUCCAAAAGGGUCGACGACCAGUGAUAUUACAAUCAGAUUAUCAGCAACAUUUACCCAUGAAUUCAAUGAUGGUCACUUAUAAUCCAGUUCGUCAACAAACAUAUUCAAUGGCAAAUGUUAAUAAAAACUCGUAUCAUGCUCUAGCUCACGCAGUUGAACAACAGCGACGUCAACCACCACCAUACAGAUGAACAUUUCUUUUUCUACUUUAACCAAUGGUGUUUCUUAAAUUAAUUUGUAUAUAAAAAGGAAACUUGAAAACUCGAGACAAUCUUCUGGUCAUUAACUAUCAUCACUUUAUUCUGGUCUUCAUAAUCAUCGCCCAUAAACAACACGGACACACACAUCAAACUAAUCAUUAACUUUUUUUGGUGAUACUAAAGCGAUUCAAUUAUAACCAGAUCUUAUUUAAUUAUCUGAAUGGUCAACAACAAUAACAACAAUGGUCAAUAGCUACUACUACCAAUUUGUUAUGGCAACUAAUUGCAUUGUUACUAUAAAAAAUCAUCAUAAUGAUCAUCAUCAGUGAAACUGCCUUUUCUUUUUGUUAAGAAAUCAUCAUAUUCAUAUCUCUCUCUCUCUCUCUCUCUCUCUUUCUCUCUCUCUCUCUCUCUCACUCUCUCAUAUCAUCAACCACCUUUACUUAAUCAGCAAUAUCUACCUGUUUGUGCCAAGUGUUUCCUGUCUGCAUUUUAUGUUCAUAUAAUUUUCUGGGCUUUUUUUAAUAAUCAACAAUAAUUAUCCAAUGACCAAUAUUCUGAGUCACUAAUUGAUUAAUUUAAUCAAUAAUCAUUAGAAAGGCUAAUCACCUUUAGAUAAACGCCUCGAUAACAACGAUUAUAUUCAAUAUUUGGUGGAGAAAAAAAAUUAUCAUUUAUCAUCAACAAUUCGGAUUGCAUGAAGUUAAGCAGCGAAAAUUACAAGCUACAAAAAAAGUUUAUGACUUUAUCACAAUUAAAUGAUUUUAAUUUAUUUAAUUUGUUUCAAUUAUGAUGAUAAGGUGCCUAAUGGGUCCUCAAUGCAAUCAAUCAUCGCUGGUGAAAAACAAUGUUAACUCUAAUCAACUUUAAUUA
Molecule: messenger RNA, 4934 nt
Organism: Panonychus citri (citrus red mite)
Lineage: Eukaryota; Metazoa; Arthropoda; Arachnida; Trombidiformes; Tetranychidae
Product: dystroglycan 1-like
Exons: 2
Coding region: 549-4052 (1167 amino acids)
Biological process (GO): muscle attachment; morphogenesis of an epithelium; axon guidance
Cellular component (GO): dystroglycan complex; dystrophin-associated glycoprotein complex; sarcolemma
Molecular function (GO): calcium ion binding; laminin binding
Source: RefSeq, a predicted model, not a curated record